Messenger RNA from Mauremys reevesii (Reeves's turtle), 3090 nucleotides. It is a transcript of the gene GALNT8, whose product is annotated as polypeptide N-acetylgalactosaminyltransferase 8. The record is from RefSeq and is a predicted model, not a curated record. The transcript is spliced from 19 exons. Gene Ontology annotation, cellular component: Golgi apparatus. Bases 1 to 1932 code for a protein of 643 amino acids. NCBI's taxonomy places the organism in Eukaryota, Metazoa, Chordata, Testudines, Geoemydidae.
AUGGUGUCAUGGAGAAGGUUACCAGGUCUCUUUCCAACAGUGUUGUUUUUUGUAUCCACAGCGAAUAUCUUCCUUGUGUUUUAUGUGAAGAAUGUAAUACAAGAACUGAAAAAUGAAAGCCACGGAUACUUAGCGGUUCACCCCCAAUCUUUCAGCCAAGAAAAUGCAGUAAUUGAGCGGCUGGACCAUUUGGAGAUGUAUAUUCACAACAUCUCAAAUUCCAUGAAAAAGCCCUCUCAUAAUGAAAGAAUGAAAAAGAAAGAAGAUGACAUAAAGCUGCCAGAGGAGUCAAAGGGUGAAAUGCACCAGGCUGAGAAAGCAAAGGAGGAAGACAAAAUGGAAAAGAAGGUUGUGCACAGAAAGCUGUUUCCAGAUUCACAUCUGUUCAAGCGCUGGGGUGCAGAUUUAACAGAAGAGCAACAAACCACAGCCCAGGAUCUAUUCACUAAAUAUGGGUAUAAUGUUUAUCUCAGUGACCGUCUGCCCCUGGAUCGGCCUAUUCCAGACACCAGAUAUCCCAGCUGUAAAGUGAAAAAAUAUCCCCACAACCUCCCAACACUUAGUGUCGUUCUUAUAUUCAUGAAUGAGGCAAUGUCGAUCAUCUUACGUGCAAUUACCAGUAUAAUUAACCGAACGCCUUCUCAUUUGCUGAAAGAAAUUGUCCUGGUAGAUGAUUACAGCUCAAAUGAGGAUCUAAAAGGACAUUUGGAUGAACAGAUAAAAAAUUACAAUGCAAAACACCCUGGAUUGCUAAAAAUUGUGAGGCAUCAGAAGAGAGAAGGCCUAACACAAGCUCGGAUUUCCGGCUGGGAAGUGUCUACUGCCGAUGUUGUCGCAAUCUUGGAUGCCCAUAUUGAAGUGAAUGUUGGCUGGGCUGAACCUAUUCUGUCUCGAAUCAAGGAAGAUCGCACUGUUAUAAUAUCACCGGUAUUUGACAAUGUUCGCUUUGAUGACUUUAAACUUCUUGAGUAUUCGGUGGCUGCAGAUGGAUUUGACUGGGCACUAUGGUGCCUCUAUGAACCAUUACCAAAAGAAUGGUAUGCGCUCAAAGAUGAAACGGCUCCAGUCCGGAGUCCUUCUAUUAUGGGGAUACUUGCUGCACAUAGAGUGUUUUUGGGUGAGAUUGGGGUACUGGAUGGCGGAAUGCAUAUAUACGGAGGGGAGAAUGUGGAACUUGGCCUACGGGUUUGGCAGUGUGGGGGUCAGAUAGAAGUCUUGCCCUGUUCAAGAGUUGCUCACCUGGAAAGAGCGCACAAACCCUACGUGCUGGACUUGAGCAUUGUUAUGAGACGCAAUGCCCUGAGAGUGGCCGAAGUGUGGAUGGACGACUAUAAAUACAUGGUUUAUUUCGCAUGGAAUCUUCCUAUUGAGAAUCCUGGAAUAGACUAUGGAGAUGUUUCUUCCAGAAAGGAGCUAAGAAAGAAACUGAACUGUAAAAGCUUUGACUGGUACAUAAAGAACAUUUAUCCUAACUUAAUACCUUUGACCACCAUUGUUGGCUACGGAACAAUGAAAAACACUCUGAAUGAGAACAUCUGCAUAGAUCAAGGCCCUGUCCCUGGAAACACUCCAAUAAUGUAUGGCUGUCAUGUUUACUCACCACAGCACUUGUUUUAUCUCAGCACUGGAGAAAUAUAUAUAGGAGGCCUACGAUCUCGACAGAACACAGUAGAUCGGUGCCUAACUGAUCCUGGCACAGGAGACCUGCCAUUUAUAGAGCAAUGUAAUGAGGCUGUGAAAAAGGGACUGAACAUGCAUUGGGAUUUUAAUCAGGGCUCAUCCAUGAUGAACAAGAAAACUAAGAGAUGCCUCGAAAUUGUAAAGGACAAUCCGUCUUCGCCUUACAGACUUGUAAUGCGGAACUGCACUGGACAAAAAUGGAAUGUUCAACACACAGUUAAGGAUUGGGGCAAGAGAAGUGCUCUGAGAUAGCUUAUUUAUCUCAACCAACAGAUGACUUGGCAUUGACUCUGGGAAGUGGGAAAAUUGGGAUCACCAGGAAAACAUAUCUUCAGAAGUUUCCAAAGAGGAGCAAGACUUCUGUUGCUAGGACAUUACACAAUGGAGAUUAUCUCAGGGGACAGCAGAGGAAGAUGCACAUGCAACACGAACAAGAGCUCUCCCUGCCAUUGGCCAGAACAGCCCACACAGUGCCAGAGAAAUACACGACUACAUCAUCAAAUGACGGUGUCACCUGAAACAGCAAGUAUUCCUUGCUUAGAAACCAGUGACAGUCUUGCUUCUUAGCCACAGGUCACGUGAAGCAGGGCAGAGCCAGCAUUGCAGAGGCAACAUAAAAAGCAUUGCCCUGGCUGUGGGCAGGAUCCCAGGGGAGAGCCAGGCACUUCAGAAAGAUUUGCAUGUGUGUCUUUGGUCAUGAGAUAAAAAACAAUCCUGAAAUCUGCUCCAAGCAAGUGAACCUUUAUGCUGGUAUGGAAUCUCAUUGAACAUGGGCUUGGAAGCCGGUUUUGUCUCACCUCUGAGUUCUCCUGCACUGCCUUCUCCUUUGUUGAUUAUGUGAUACUCAUGCUGUGACUGGUCCAUGAGCUACAUCCAGCUGUUGUCUCAUGUCCAUUUCAACACAGAUGCCAGGGAAGAGAUUACCAGAACUAUGAAAGCCUCCUCUUGCAAGUGACACCAUCCAGUGCUGAUGGCAGAGAAGGAAUCAGCUGUAGCCAUAUGGGUCUGGAUUCAGCACUGAGACUGGUACAAAUUGGGAGUAACUUCACUGAAACCAAUGGAAAUCUCUCUGCAAGGUAAAAACAUCCUUCACACUGCUACUCACCAGCUGUCUGCAGCACUGGCUGGACAAAUAGAGAAGAUGGGGCAAAUCGUCCUGCUCCUCUGGGGCAUGAUUAUGGUGUGUUUAUAUGAUGAGCCAAAUUCUGAUCCUCCCCCAGGUGGGGAACUGUACCUUUAAGAGACUCUGACAUGAGCCAGACAUGGAGGACCUUGUGAACAGUAGAAUUGGCAGCAUCGUUACAGUGGUCUCAUGGUCUCAGCUGAGCUAUCAUGUGCCCCCACCCCGCAUCUCCUUAUUCCAUUUGUGAUGGGUUGGAUCACAGAAACUCCCUGAGGACUGCCAACUGA